AUGGCUCGUGCAAGUCUUGCGAGAAGAUGUAAGUUUCAAGUACAGCAACGCGAUCUUUAUUUCAUUUCUGGUCAUGUCAUUGUACAGUCAGCCGAUAAAUUAGUCGGUGACCACUGUUUUUUCCUUCGGAACGGCCGAUUUAUAACAGUGGCAGACCUGAUCCGGUGGCCAAAAAAUGUACCAUUUUGCAUCCAGGAAGCAUCAAAAAAAUGUGGCAAAAUACCUCCCUCUCCGAGUGAAAAAAAUCAAUUUCAAAAGCCCGCUCUUUUUGUGAGGAAAAAAUUUUUUCACAUGGAAAUGGAAGCAUUUUGCCACAUUUUGACACUAGGCCGUUCGCAAAGUCGCUGGAAUGUUUUCGGCGACAUGCACUCCACGAAAACAAAACUUCACUUUGCACUGUGCAAUUUUUGGCUUUUUACACAAUGCAAUAGGCUUUUUGGGGCUGUCGCUCGCACCCUGACUUUUUUCGCAAAGUGCACGUCCCCGAAAUCAUUCCAGCGACUUCACGAACGGACUGAUACUUCCUGGAUUCAAAAUUGUACGUUUUUUGCCACUGGAAUAGGUCCCCCACUGUAAUUCUGCAAUUUUAGCACCCCAUUCUACCGUCGAACGAAAUGAUAGCGAGCAGCGCCGUUUCCAACACAAGAAACUCUCCCAGAAAUCCGUCAACUAUCGCAACUACAUCCACCGUAUCAUCAAGAACACCGAGGCGGCCACGAAUCAACGUUUCGCCAUCUCUUCUCGUGGAAUGGAGACCUUAAAUGACCUAUCGAUGGACCUGGUUAUUCGAAUGAUCCGAUCGGCUAGUUGUUUGGCUCGCGAUCAGAGCAUCCAAACCCUGAAAGAAACCGAAAUCAAAGCCGCGUGUGGAUUGAUCUUCAAGCACGAACUAGUUCAACACUCCGUUAACAAUAUCAACAGAGCCAUUCGCCUCUACAAGACCAACGUUUAA
This is a messenger RNA of Bursaphelenchus xylophilus (pine wood nematode), 952 nucleotides long. The record is from the annotation of a GenBank genome assembly. NCBI's taxonomy places the organism in Eukaryota, Metazoa, Nematoda, Chromadorea, Rhabditida, Aphelenchoididae.